This is a messenger RNA of Carassius gibelio (silver crucian carp), 975 nucleotides long. Its product is annotated as serine/arginine repetitive matrix protein 5-like. The transcript has 5 exons. The coding region runs from base 1 to 969 and encodes 322 amino acids. The record is from RefSeq and is a predicted model, not a curated record. Lineage: Eukaryota; Metazoa; Chordata; Actinopteri; Cypriniformes; Cyprinidae.
AUGUCUAGCCAGGCAUUAGGAUCAGAAGAAAAUGAUUAUAAAUCCAGGUCCAGGAGUCCAUUCCAUGACUCUCUGCUCCAAAGUUCUCGCUCUCUAUCCCAGUGGUCCCACACUCCGCAGCACAGCACUUCACACGAGAGGUCCCACACUCUGCGCCACACCACUUCACGCCACCGGUCCCAAUCUCCAACCCACAGCACCCCACGCCAGCGGUCCCGCACGCCACACCACACCACUUCAUGCCACCAGUACCAGUCUCCAACCCACAGCACCCCACGCCAGCGGUCCCGCACUCCACGCCACCGGUCCAAAUCUCCGACUCGCAGCACCCCACGCCAGUGGUCCCGCACUCCACGCCACAGCUAUUCACGCCCACGGGACAGCUCUCCACACCAGCGCUCCAGCUCUUCUUAUGAGUGCUCCCAAAGACCAGCUAGGGAAAACCAGCACAGAGAGGGUGGAGAGCUAUUCCCAUUAGAUAAUGGAAAAUUCCAAAGGCGGGUCCUUUAUCUUCUUUCUGAUAUUCGGGCAAAGCUGUCAGAGGUGGGCCAAAACCGUGAGCCCCCAGAGUCUCAGUUCCACCUUGAGAAAAUGAACAGCAGGCGUGAGCUAAAAAAUCUGGAAGGGCAACUGGCCGUUGAAGAAAAGAGGAAUGUGAUGGUGUCUCGGUUAGUCAGGAUUGGGGGUGCAGACCUUGAGGACUGUGUAAAAAAUAUGAUGAAAAGAGUUCUUACCAACAGAUUGAUGGCAACAAUGAACAUGGAUGGCUCAGGGGUGAAGAAGGCCUUUGGAAAAACACGGCUAUGCCGUGUUAUGAUAGGUGCUGUACAGCAGUCGAAACCUUCUGCGUCAGAGGCCGAAAUAAAGAAAUACAUGGGCAGCUAUCUCCGGUCUGCUCCUGAUAGAUAUGGGGGUAUGGGACGGCAAAAGGGGAAAUCGGCCAUUGAGGUCUGUUCAGACUCUGAAUAAGUAGAA